This is a messenger RNA of Elgaria multicarinata webbii, 3005 nucleotides long. It is a transcript of the gene GADL1, whose product is annotated as glutamate decarboxylase like 1. Gene Ontology annotation, cellular component: cytoplasm. Gene Ontology annotation, biological process: carboxylic acid metabolic process. Gene Ontology annotation, molecular function: carboxy-lyase activity; pyridoxal phosphate binding. Lineage: Eukaryota; Metazoa; Chordata; Lepidosauria; Squamata; Anguidae. Bases 191 to 1738 code for a protein of 515 amino acids. The transcript is spliced from 15 exons. The record is from RefSeq and is a predicted model, not a curated record.
GUGUGCGGCGCGGCUCGACCGUGCGAACCCUCGGGCUAUAAUUCCACCUGCAGCCAUUUGUCAAGGCUGCAGCGGUCAGACGACACCGCCGAGCCAGCCCGGGCAAGAGCGGCCCGCCGCGGCAAAGCGCCUCACUCUGAGCCAAGGAGACGCGCCCGUGACCGGCAACGCCAGCUGCGAAGGCGGCGGGAUGGAGGAGGAGGAGGCUGAAAUGAAUAACCAGCAGGAAAUGUUGCAAAGAAAAAAGAAUGUGAUCUUAGUGGAUGGAGUAAUUUUAAAUGGCCCGGUAGCAGAUUCAAAAGCAGGAGAGAAAUUUGUGGAAGAGGCCAGUAAGAUCAUAAUGGAAGAGGUGAUAAAGAAAGCUGCUGAUGUAACAGAAAAGGUGUGUGAAUGGCAUCCUCCGGAAAAGCUGAAAACACUACUUGACUUGGAAUUGAAAGACACCGGAGAGACCCAUCAGAAACUCCUGCAGUUUUGCCAGGAUGUUAUACAAUUCAGCGUCAAAACCAAUCAUCCAAGGUUUUUUAAUCAAUUGUAUGCUGGUAUUGAUUAUUAUUCUUUAGCAGCGCGUUUUAUCACAGAAGCAUUAAACCCGAGUGUGUAUACCUACGAAGUGUCUCCAGUGUUUUUGUUGGUGGAAGAAGCAGUUCUAAAAAAAAUGAUUGAAUUUAUUGGAUGGGAAGAAGGUGAUGGUAUAUUUAACCCAGGUGGCUCUGUUUCUAAUAUGUAUGCGAUGAACUUGGCGAGAUACAAGUACUUCCCUGACAUAAAGGAAAGGGGGCUUUCUGGGAUGCCACGUCUGGUUCUGUUUACAUCAGAAGAGUGUCAUUACUCCGUGAAGAAGGCAGCAUCUUUUUUGGGAAUUGGGACACAAAAUGUUUACUUCAUCAAAAGUGAUGAAAGAGGUAAGAUGAUACCUGAGGAACUGGAGAAACAAGUCCAGCGGGCCAGGAAAGAGGGUUCAGCACCAUUUUUUGUCAGUGCUACAGCUGGCACCACAGUUUUGGGAGCGUUUGAUCCUCUGGAUGAAAUAGCCAACAUCUGUGAAAAACAUGACCUUUGGCUGCAUGUCGAUGCAUCAUGGGGAGGCUCAGCUUUGCUGUCAAGGAAGCAUCGCAAGCUUCUGCAUGGCAUCCACAGGGCCCAUUCGGUGGCAUGGAAUCCUCAUAAGAUGCUUAUGGCAGGGAUCCAGUGUUGUGCCCUUCUGGUUAAAGACAAUUCUGACUUGCUUAAGAGAUGCUACUCUGCCAAUGCCUCAUACUUGUUCCAGCAAGACAAGUUCUAUGAUGUCAGCUACGACACGGGUGACAAAUCAAUCCAGUGUAGCAGAAGAGCAGAUGCCUUCAAGUUCUGGAUGACCUGGAAAGCACUGGGGACAACUGGUCUUGAGGAGAGAGUAAACAGAGCCCUCGCUUUAGCCAGAUACCUAGUGGAUGAAAUUAAGAAGAGGGAAGGAUUCCAGCUGCUGUUGGAGCCGGAGUAUGCAAAUAUUUGCUUUUGGUACAUUCCACCUAGUUUGAGAAACAUGGAGGAAGGACAUGAAUUCUGGGAGAAGCUUGAACAUGUUGCACCCAUCAUUAAAGAGAGAAUGAUGAAGAAAGGCAGCAUGAUGUUGGGGUACCAGCCUCAUCGUGGCAAAGUGAAUUUCUUCCGCCAGGUCAUUAUCAGCCCCCAGGUGAGCCGUGAGGACAUGGAUUUCCUGCUCGAUGAGAUCGACUCACUUGGGAAAGACUUGUAGUUGACGUUCCACCAUGCUUGGCGCUAGAUUAAGAACGUUUGCAAUAAUAUGGUACUAGACCAUGUAAUCUAUACAUAAAUAAACAAACGGCUGAAACUACUGUCUAGAAUGCCUGGGCAGAAGUGGCAGUCCAUUUUUUUCUACUGCCACUCUAACAAGGAUGUGAUGCUUUUUGCCUAACGUGGGCAGCUACUCAGCUGAUACACAUUGUUAAAAUAGGCCAGAUUAACUACUGACAUAAAUUGCUAUUUAUUAGUAGAAGUGAAUGGCGUUUGAGCCAUUGCUGAAGUAGGGCUGAGUUUAGGCCAGUGCAUAUUAAAUAAAGAAGGACCUUUGUAUGUGUUGUGAAGAUAAAGGUUGGAGGCUCAGAAUUGUUGGGGUUCUGCUGACGCAAGAGUUUUGCUGACUGAUGUGCUAACUAGAAAAUGAAGUGUUACAUGACCAGUUGGACCCUACCAAUUUUUCUCAGAAAUUUCCAUAAUGCUCUGUAGAGAUCAAAAUAUUGCAAUUUAUGUAUCAUCUUUUUUAAUCCUUUGAAAAACUAAUGAAGUAUAAUUUCUGAAUCUCAAUUCUUAUUAAAUCUAUAUUCUAAAACAUCAGCAAAGUAUUUCUUAAGCAUUUUAGAGGCAUCAUAUUCAAGUUAAAGAAAUUUCACAUAUAUAAAUGUGUGUUUGUGUGUGUGUGUAUAUAUAUCUCCUAGAGCUGUAUUUUUAUAUGCUGUGUGGCUAUUUAAGAUAAGGAUUACUGUAUUGAUUCAACCAGUGGUUUGUUUCUAAAGAUGUAAAAACUAUCAAAUUUCACUUGAGCAGAGUAUAAACUUUGGGAAGAUUACACUAAAGGUAAUAUAAGUGUGUAAUAAUUUGGAAUUUGUUCAUAAUAUUCAAAUAGAGGCCACUGUUUUUGGUAAAUACUUUUGUGAAGCUGAAAAAAACUACAAUGUUUUUUUUGUCUAUUUAAUUUCAUUUAUUAUAGUAUGUUUUAACAAAUUGGUUUGUUAUUCAUGGUCUUGUUCUGUUGUAGGAGUUUUGCUGUAUUUGCCCACUUCAAUCUGGAGGUUGCGCUUGUAGCGUGGUGUAAUAAUUAAUUUAUUUGAGAUCUGUAUUUUACCUGCUUCUUUGUGAUGUGUAUAGUGCGUAACAGAAUUGUCCAGCUUCAGCAUUGUACUGGUACUUUUUUGUAGCCGCAUAUUUAAGUCUAACAAGCACAAAACCCCUGUGUUUUUAGUUGAAUUUUGAAUUAAAAGUAAUUGAUAACUCUUCUGAAUAAA